GGCUCGGUCCUUUCACACUGCCAACCUGGGGACCCUUUGACACAAGGCUUGCUACUUCAAGAGUAUAUACCAGGCGAUAACGAAACACAAGCUCAAGUUUGGUUCUCACCCGCCAGCAUCGCUUGUUUAGAUCAAUCAUGUCCCACAGGCGUCCAGCAUCGUCGAUAUCAGAGUUUGAAGCACCAUACCAACCUGUUUCCCAAUUGCCAGAUAACCAUGAUCAGCUCACUGUCGACGAUACCAGCGUCGGAGACGAUGUUAAUACGCUAGUCUCAUCGUCUGCGAUGGAUCCGAGAAUACGCUGGGUCUAUUUCAUGCUUGGCGCUGCUGGUUUAUUGCCAUGGAAUGCAAUGAUGAACGCCACGCCUUUCUUUAUUACCAGGCUGGCUGGAUCUCCCCUACAGCAAAGCUUUACUUCAUAUCUGUCUAUGACGUUUACCGCUACUCAAUUAAUGUCCCUGGCACGUGCAACUGCUACUGUCAAACAGUCUUCUCCUUCGUGGAGAGCCUCUCGCGCGAUGAGUAUCCUCGCAGUCUUGGUUUCUCUCCUCGUGCUCAGCACUUUCAUACACAUACCUCCCGGAUGGUUUUUCACUUUUGUCAUCCUCAAUGGCAUUUGUCAAGCAGGAUCAGUGGUCUACCUGUCCUCCGCUUUCUACGCAGGAGCCUCUCUUUUUGGUCCAGCAUGUUUACAAGCGGUCAUGACAGGUCAAGCUGCGGUCGCAGUGGUGGUGAGUAGUGUUCAGGUCAUGAGUUCCAUUGCAUCCGUUUGGGGAGAGGGGCCAGAAAAUGUUAAUAUGGCCGAGUAUGGCGCAGCGGAGGAAAGAUCUGCAUCAAUAUUCCUGUCCAUAUCUGCACUAUUUCUCGUCGCAACUAUCAUGGCCCAUUCAUGGAUGACGACUCUUCCGGCAUACAAGGCCAAAGUUGGUGUUCUAGAGCAGCACAAACGGUCCCCUAUCACCUCUGAUAGUGAUUCAGACGAACUUCAAGGACUUGUAGUAUCUCCUGGGCCGAUUAUGGCAUCAACCGACAGCAACGCUCAGGUGUUACGUGUAUUCAAGGCCAAUUUCAUUUAUCAAUUUACAGUUUUCUAUGUCUUUGUCGUUACACUGGCUGUAUUUCCACCUAUAACAAUCUCCAUUGGAGCCACCAAUCCGAAAAUACACCCGUUGCUGUUCACUGCCUUCCAUUUCCUUAUCUUCAAUAUUGGAGAUUUCGCGGGACGAUACAUAUGCUCUUUCCCUCGCCUGAUAAUCUGGUCUGCUCGGCGGCAAGUAACCUUGGCAGCACUGCGGACAUUGUUUAUUCCACUUUUCCUUAUGUGCAACGUCCAGGGACAGUCUUCAACGAAUGUCAUUACACCGAUUAUCACGUCAGACAUUCUGUACAUGCUCAUUCUAUGCAUGUUUGGCGUGACGAAUGGAUAUGUCUCCAGUAUCUCCAUGAUAGCUGCUCCGUCGUUGGAACACAAUCCAAGAUUAAAGGGACGAGAGGACGUCGAUGUUGCCGCUACAGUGGCUAAUUUCUGUCUCACAGCUGGCCUGGCGGUUGGAAGCGUGGCGAGCUUUGCAGUAAGGGCUGCAAUCUGCGACUGUAACCCCUUUACGAAAUGAGGGUGUAACAAUGCAUUUGUAUAGCAUCUGGGUAAUAGGUCGACGGUAGUAUAUUCAACGGGUUUUCCUGUAACAUAACAUAGUAUCGAUAGCACUGCGAAUAGAGCAUAUUAGAUAGAGAAUUGGCGAGGUCAUGAUUAUUUCCAUGAUCGGUGUGAAAGUCAGGAUCACUAUCAUGAUAUUCCUCGAGGAAUGCCUGGCAGUCGGGGAGCUAGGUCUUUUGCUUGAGCAGCCUGUCUGCGUUUCCUAUGCUCAGACACGCGUAGUGCAUAUAUAUCGCGGUGGAGGAUGUAUCGUUCGUGCGUUGGCUUGGGAGAUGCUGAACUGCCAGGUGUCCACGAACCAGGUGGUUGCUUGUCUGGUUCAGAGUCCUUACUCUCAGUUUCUUCAGAAUUCUUAUUUGUUUCGUCUUUCUUUUCGUCUUUCUUGUCCUUAUCCUUAUCCUUCUCAACCUUUUCCUUUUCCUUUGCAGCCUUCUCCUUCUCCUUUUCCUUCUUCCUCUUCUGUCUCUCCUCCCAUUCUUCCUUGACUUUUGCUAUCUCCUCCGGACUUAAUCCUGUCUUCUUAGUCUCAUUCUCGUCAACGACACGGUCGGCAAAUCCACGGUCUACAAGAUGAUUCGUGCAAGUGUACAGAAAGUCUGUGGUGUCGACGGUGGCAAGAACGGUCGUAGUUGGCUUGUAGCAUAUGUAGCAGGCUUUACCAGUUGCUGUAGUCUGAGAAUGGGUUCCAGUACGCAAUACACGGUUAAAAUGAGGAAAUCAGAAAAGACACACUCGUUUGUAGUAGAGAUUUGGAAAAGACAUGGUGUAUUUUUUUUGCAAGUCAAUAAAUUUGGCUUUAUCUAUCUCGUCUUCAAGUUCUUCCACGCCCCCACUAGUGCUUAUAAGCGAAAAAGGCCGAGGGAUUGGGUUUUAUCAGAGGUUGAUCUUUCUCGCAGGCUUAUAGAGAAUCGAUGGUUCCAGUUGUGUUUUUAGACAAGUCACAUU
Molecule: messenger RNA, 2602 nt
Organism: Serpula lacrymans var. lacrymans S7.9
Lineage: Eukaryota; Fungi; Basidiomycota; Agaricomycetes; Boletales; Serpulaceae
Exons: 5
Coding region: 138-1613 (491 amino acids)
Biological process (GO): nucleoside transmembrane transport
Cellular component (GO): plasma membrane; fungal-type vacuole membrane
Molecular function (GO): nicotinamide riboside transmembrane transporter activity; nucleobase transmembrane transporter activity
Source: RefSeq, a predicted model, not a curated record